Molecule: messenger RNA, 1239 nt
Organism: Macroventuria anomochaeta
Lineage: Eukaryota; Fungi; Ascomycota; Dothideomycetes; Pleosporales; Didymellaceae
Product: kinase-like protein
Exons: 2
Coding region: 1-1239 (412 amino acids)
Biological process (GO): mitotic DNA damage checkpoint signaling; protein phosphorylation
Cellular component (GO): nucleus
Molecular function (GO): ATP binding; protein serine/threonine kinase activity
Source: RefSeq, a predicted model, not a curated record
AUGACUGAGAACACAUUUCAUACUGCUGUCUCAGGCUAUGGCGAGCGCGCUGCACCGAAGCCUUACGUUCUGCAAGAAACGGAUGACUACGCCAAACUCCUCCAAUCUAAGGAACUUUGGCCGGUUGAUGUCUCUGUGGAACAAGACUGGUCCGGACGAGGUCAACACGUUGAAUUCGAAGAUACGGAGCAGGCACGCGACGAGAUCAACAGAAUCCUGAAGUUCCAAAGAUCGCUUGGGACUCAGAGCACCGCAACCGUACAGAGUGUCAAAUGUAGACGAGUCCUUCUAGCUCGCAAGUCUAUCAUUUGUAGCAAGCGCCACAUCACGCGAUCUGAAGCUAUCGAUGAGGUUGUACACCUUACUCAGCUACGCCAUGCGCAUAUCCUGCGAGUCAUUGGGACGUACGUUAUAGGCAAGGAACUGUCAAUUCUGCUGUAUCCAGUCGCCGAGUACAACCUCGAAUCGUUCCUGGAUAUAUUGCAUGAGCAUGUCAAACAGACUGGUACAGCUGAAGCAUACAGCGAGUCUCAUAUCUUCGAUAUGAUGACAGCAUGUCGUCAAUUUCCCUUGUGCUUGGCCAAUGGUAUUGCAUAUAUGCAUUCGAAGUUUACCAAGCAUAUGGACAUCAAACCCCAGAACCUGCUGAUUAAGUUGCACCCGCAGCAUGCCGAUACCUACAGAAUCUAUGUUGCGGACUUCGGAAUCUCGCGUUCGUACCGGGACCUUGACGCAAGCAACACUGAUGGCCCUACUUCGUUUACCUUCAAGUAUGCUGCGCCUGAGGUGGUCGCGCAAGAAGAGCGAGGGCUGGCUGCCGAUAUAUUUUCUCUUGGGUGCGUGUACUACGAGAUCUUGGAAGCUUUACUUUCUGUGACUGGAAUCAACCACAGAAGCUUCCAGCUUCAACCUGACACUGGAAGUGUGUCGUAUCAAUCGAACAUAGAGUUACUCCAUGGAUAUCUUGCCAGCAUGAGCUCAUGGCUAGAUGACUUUCCCAUAUCGGGGGUCCUCCCGCACAUAACCGAUACCGAACUUCUAGAGGUUUUACGUCAAAUGCUGCAUUGGGACCCUACAAAACGACCCUCUGCCGCAAAGAUUAGCUCAGUUUUGUCCUCAAUUUGGCCAUUAGGUCCUGACUCAUGCUGUUCCGAAGGCCAGGUUCAGCUCGAAGCACACGUCAGCGGCUGGAGCCUUUACGGCCCGAAAAUGUUCACCGACCUCGAAGCUGAAGAUUAG